GACAUAGUGAAAUCUGACCAGUAUGUCCCAAGAAAAUCUCGCGAGGGCGUCACGGAUUAUUACGGACAAUCACGGAAUAUGCAGGUAUCCGGAAACAGACACAUCGUAUACUCCAUAUGGCACACCCCUUCCCUACCGCCAAAAUUACAGUAUGUACUCAGAUUUAUGCAGCAAUAUCUACAUUUUUCUAGCAAUUUUUCCUUUCAGAACAAUUUGCAUGCCAAACGUCAAUGGAGAACAUUUCCAAACCCAUCACGCUAGAAUGCGGUCUCACGCUUCCCAAUCGACUUGUGAAGGCAGCCAUGGCCGAGAAUCUCGCAGGCCAGAAUAGUCUGCCGAAUAGUAAGCACUUACUAGCAGCAUACAACAAAUGGUCACAAGGAGGAUGGGGAUUGGUGCUAACAGGCAACGUGAUGGUAGACUCAGCAUACCGCGGAAUAUCUUGCGAUGUUGUGAUAGACAGCUCCAUACCGAAGGAAAAAGUCAUUUCAGCUUGGAAAGGGUGGGCAGAAGCCUGUUCAAUGAAUGGCACCAAAGCGAUUGUCCAGCUGAACCAUUCCGGCCGGCAAACCCCAUGGCGUACAGGUAUUGCUCCCAGCGCUAUUCCACUCGACUUUGGCCGCGGUAUUCUACCCUACAUAGUCAACACCCUAGUAUUUGGCACGCCUCGAGAGAUGAGUAUCGAAGAUAUUCAAAAUGUGGUACAAAUGUUCCGGGAGGCGGCAUGUCUUGCUGCCGAGGCAGGCUUCGCCGGUAUCGAGAUACACGCUGCCCAUGGUUAUUUGCUAGCUUCCUUUUUAUCACCUAUUUCCAAUCAUCGUACCGACGCCUACGGAGGGUCGGAGUCAGGAAGGGCGAGAAUCGUCGUUGAAGUCAUCCGUGCCAUUCGAGUCGCAGUCCCUCCUUCGUUCUGUGUAGGCAUCAAGCUGAACUCCGGCGAUCACCAGUCUGAUUCUAGCAUGAGUCAAUGCAUUAGCCAAAUCAGCUCGAUCAUAGAGGCUGGUGUUGACUUCUUGGAAAUAAGCGGGGGCACAUUUGAGAACCCUAGCUUCUCUACAGGUAGUACUGCGAGCGACGCGGCUCAGCAUCCGCAAAAGAAUGGACGCGAAGGCUUCUUUCUUGACUUCGCGAGCGCUAUCAGGGCCAAAUUUCCUCGGGUUCCACUUAUCGUCACAGGUGGUUUCCGAACUCGUCGAGCAAUGGAAGCAGCCGUCAGAGAUAGCAGCUGUGAUAUGAUCGGGCUAGCUAGACCAGCUGUGAUGAAUCCGUCACUACCCAAGGAUAUAAUAUUGAAUUCACAGGUCCAGGUGCAACAUGCCGUGGCAUGCGUGAAGGCAAUCGAAGAAUCCCGCUUUUCUAAGUGGGCUGGUAUCAAGGCCAUUGGCGUGGGUGCCGAAACUGGCUGGUACACGAAAAGAAUAUAUGAGCUUGGCGACCAAUUACCUUGAAAUUAGAAUACAGCUUUGACUCAUUUGGAGGUCGAGACUCGAGCGUUGACAGUGGGGUUUCAGAAGGCAGACGCUGGAAUACUCAGUGGGUGUAGGAGUGGCCGUGUUUAGAGAGGGCCGACCGCGGUUUACUUUGCAACGUCUGUUAUAUGACUUAGACGAACUGUCGGCAGAUUUUGGACCGAAAUCGUUAAGAUUUCAAGGCAUCAGAACGCUUUUGGAACUCAAGUUGCUUAACAUCGUAACAUUUUCGCAAAGUCAUGUGGUUGAAGACGAGAACGAGUCAAACUAGAGUAAUGAUGACGACGCCUGCAUAUUAAUAUACAUAUAUACAGAUAUUUCUAUAUGAUG
Messenger RNA from Cadophora gregata, 1799 nucleotides. RefSeq lists its product as uncharacterized. The transcript has 3 exons. The record is from RefSeq and is a predicted model, not a curated record. NCBI's taxonomy places the organism in Eukaryota, Fungi, Ascomycota, Leotiomycetes, Helotiales, Ploettnerulaceae. Bases 231 to 1448 code for a protein of 405 amino acids. Gene Ontology annotation, molecular function: FMN binding; oxidoreductase activity.